AGCCUUGCAGAUGGGUCAGGGGCUGUGGAGAGUGGCCAGAAACCAGCAGCUACAACAGGAAGGCUAUAGUGAGCAAGGCUACCUCACCAGAGAGCAGAGCAGGAGAAUGGCUAUGAGCAACAUUUCUAACACCAAUCAUCGCAAACAAGUCCAAGGAGGCAUUGACAUAUAUCAUCUUUUGAAGGCAAGGAAAUCUAAAGAACAGGAAGGAUUCAUUAAUUUGGAGAUGUUGCCUCCUGAGCUAAGCUUUACCAUCUUGUCCUACCUGAAUGCAACUGACCUCUGCUUGGCUUCAUGUGUUUGGCAGGACCUCGCUAAUGAUGAACUUCUCUGGCAAGGGUUGUGCAAAUCCACUUGGGGUCACUGUUCCAUUUACAAUAAGAGCCCACCUCUAGGAUUUUCCUUUAGAAAAUUGUAUAUGCAGCUGGAUGAAGGCAGCCUCACCUUUAAUGCCAACCCAGAUGAGCCACAGGGAACAAGAUUCUCCAAAGGACACCGUUCAUGUCACGGAUAUGGGUAACCAAACUCCACAGCAACUGCUGGCAGUGGCUCAUGGGGUGGGGGAGAACAUCUGCACAGUUUGUGGUAUGAUUAUCUAGCACGCUGUUGUUACAUGCAUGACAUUGUGAUCUCAGCUGUAUUGUAACGUCUUGAUCUUGUGCAUGAGCUUGUGUACUUCGUGGCAGGUGAUCACAUUCUAGUGAAAGAAUGUGCUGAAAAUCAUCUGUUUACAUUAAUUUGUAUUUCCCCUGCAUGUUCAAGUUGAGUGUAUCGAUUUUAUUCCACUAUCAGUAUUAUAAUAAAGUAACUUUACUUACCAA
Galeopterus variegatus (Sunda flying lemur) is the source of this 821-nucleotide messenger RNA. Its product is annotated as F-box only protein 8-like. The transcript has 3 exons. Gene Ontology annotation, molecular function: protein binding. The coding region runs from base 11 to 520 and encodes 169 amino acids. The record is from RefSeq and is a predicted model, not a curated record. Lineage: Eukaryota; Metazoa; Chordata; Mammalia; Dermoptera; Cynocephalidae.